AAAAUACCAUUUUCCUCAAAUAAUUUCUAAAAUGAGGUUGUUUGGGAUAUGAAUAGGGCAGUAGCCUCCUGCUUCUUUUUGCAAUCAAUAGGAGGCACAGUUGGGCUAAUUUAAUUGCCAUCUAGAAUCAGUCUUCCCCCUUGGUGCUAUGACCCUAACUGGGUUCCUCAGCGUGUUAUUUAACAUGACGAAGUGUCAUACAGUUGUGCUUAAUAAGGUUCAGGGAAGGAGGAUAUUCACAUUUCGUAAAUCUGUUCUGAGCCCUGUCUAAAACCUGAGCAGAGAGUCCCAGUUUUUUAUUUCUAAGAAUAAAAAUUUUAAAGCCAGACAAACUUGAUAUUGUAUUCAAAACAGAACACUAACAUUUUGAUCACACUGAUCAUGUAUUUUCUCUUAAGGUAUACCAAUAAGGCAGAAAUAAAAUGGAAUAAGUAGGCAAGAUGGACGACUGGUUAGCCUGGAAGAGGCUAAUCAUUUCUCUAAGGAUGAACACUGGAUAUCACUCUUGGGGUACAUACUCCCAGUCAGAGCCUUGAAGUAAUUCAAAAUAUACCAGUCUGUUGACAACUGCCAAACUGCCUUCAUUUGGCAACCCUAAUCAGUUACGUGUCCCCCAGCCAGACGGAAUGUAUUGUUCACAGGCAGGGUGGGGGGAGUAUAUUUGUGGCAGAUAGUUCCCUGGAGUUGUAUUUUAAUGUGUUCAGUGUUGCUCCUUUUAAUAAAAUUGUUUCUGAACAUGCUGGCAAGACCUUUGUAACACCUUGUUUUGCUGGACGUUAACCUUGACUGUCAAAACACCUAAGUAUCUUUGGGAGUUUUCACAGGAUUAUCACCUCUUCAAAUGUCUCUGUAAGCCACAGUUCUGCUGGCAUUGCUCUCUGUUCGGUAAUGUGCCUCCCCAAUGACUCCAGCUGUCAGUGUGUAAUUCUGACAAUAUUGGUCCAGCCAAGCACAAAACUCUGCAUCAGGGAUCCCUGCUCUGGAUCAAAUUUCGGCCUGAAUUCUCAUCAUUUAACCCUUGGACCACUUUAUUCGACUCUUGAACACAUCGCUUAGUUACCAUGUAAGCUGUCUAGCACUGGUGCUAGGCACUGGCCCGCCCUUUCUUCAGAGACUGGACCGUGAUUCUGGUUGUACCUCAGAUGUUCUCAGUUUCUAUCUUCAGCUCAACACCCUGGCAGUCCAGGUCUUGGAACAUAUCCCUACACAGAUGUGGCCUCCAAGUGAGACUCUUAUUUCCUAAACCUUCCUGUCUGACAUUAAAAAGAGCAAAUAGAACUAAUUUGUCUACACCCAAAGCUCUGCAGAGAAUUUUCCCCGUGUGUUUGUUAAGGAUGUUAGGCUUGGUGCGUCUCCGUGAAAGUCAUCGAGGAUCAACUCAUCAGAAAUAUCCUAGCUGUAGACGAGUUUAUUAUGUGGCUCAAGAUGACUUCUAUCUCCAGUGCUAGUUCUUUUGAUAACUGCUUGCUCUUACACUAGUUCUAGGUGGGCCUCGCAAGUUAAGAUUCCAGGCUAUGAUUACCUCUGCACUAACACUUAAAGAACAGCCAUCGGUUCUCAGGAAGUGCCGCCUCUACCGACAUAAAAGUCGUAUUUGUGCUUGAGAAAAUCAUCAGCGUUCUUCCUAGGGAGAAGCAUGGACACUUAAAAAAUUUGGAUCUGUGAGGUGCGAUAACUCAUUGCACCCCAUAUCCUACCAGCACCUAUUGGCAAAAUUCUGCACGAGUCUGUUGUGUCCGUUUCUCACAGUAACAUGGAGCCAACAUGUUGGGGGAUCAACAUCACACAGCAGCCAGCCGUUUUAGAUAAUGAUAUUUGUGGACAAUAUCUGCAACAGAGGUACCAGCAACUACUGAAGUUGGUUGUUUUUCAGGAACGGAAAAAGAAAAAAAAAGCUCGCCCUCCAAGGGAAAAUAUUCCAGUGAACAGAAAGGAGAUGCUGACAAAAAAGGACAGAGGCCUUUCUCCCUGACAUUCUGUAGAGCCAAGGCCGAAGAACACCACCCUGGGCUUGAGGUUUCGGUCUGUGGAGGAAGAAAAGCUUAAAGUCCAUCACAGACUUCCAAGAUGAUCAUCUGUCCAUUCGUACUCUGUAGGCUCUCAAAUGCCUAGCGCUCUGCACGCCUCUUAGUAGUCCCCGAAGAGAAGCUGUUCUACCAGAAGAAGCACAUCACUUUACCAUCUGAGCCAUGGCUUUUCCCGUCACCCACCCUUAUCUUCCCUCUCUGAUGUUUCCAAAUGAUACGACUAUAUUUCUCUCAAGGCAAAGAGCAUUUGGCUUUUUCCCCAGCUGAAUAGAUGAGAAAUGUAUAGCAAUUUUAGUCGUGUUCGUGGACUCCAGUGCUGAAAUUUGUUUAACUGGUUCUGUUUUAAAGGUUCAGUUCUUUUUAGCUUCUAGUGACCUGGUACCUGAGGGUACACUGUGGUUGUUCUCCAGUAAAAUACCUCUGGGAUGAGAAUGUGAACCCUAUUGUGCUCCAGAAACUUGGUUUUAACCCACUUGUUAUCUAAGGUCAAGCAUCUCAUUCAGAGGCUUCCUCCUUGUGCACUCUGAAUCCUGCACCCUGUACCUCCAUUUUGUUAGCUGGUUCUUGUUUUGAGAAAGUUGUUGGGGCCAGCAGCAGGAGCCCUUUUGUUCUGGGGAGAUCUUUGUUUGGGUCCUAAAGUGACCCUAAAGAUUUUUUGUUUUGGUCUCUACAAGAACUGCUUCCGCCACACUGCUCGUCUUUUGGAAAAAGGAGAAAAGCUUUGCCUUUUCAUAUUAUUAUCUUCUCUGUUCCUAUUUCCACUGUUCUUUGGUUCUUUCCCCCUUGUGAAUAUCAUCUUUUCUCCAUUUUACCCAGAAAAGCAAUGCAAUGAGGGAAUUAGUAGUUUUGUUGCAUAUGGACUUUAGAUUCAUUGAGGGAAGGGGAGUGCUUGCCUUCUCACACUGGAAGCAUGAACUGAGACUUUGGGAAUCUAGGGUUAUGGUCAGCCUCCAGGGAUGGAGGUAAGUAAGGUAAGUUUAAGAUAUUUCAGUGGGUUCAAAACCAUGAGGACAAUAUGGCAUUUUUAAUUAUCCUUAGGCUAUGAAUAAUGUGCUGUGACUCGGUAUUCUUAGCCAUAUCCCCACCCCUCGUUGCCACCACCUGAAGGCUUUGUGUGUGGUCUGUGGUCUGUCUGGUUCAUGGUAUCUCUCAUCCCUGAUGGCCAAGAACACUUGAAAUCUGAUUCUAUCUCUAAUGACUGCUUCUGACUACUCCCCAAGGCAAGUUUAUCUUUUGAUCAUUAAUCCAAAAAUACUUACUUGUCUCUUUCCAUAGGAUCCUGAGUUUUUGCCCACAUUAUAUACUCUUAUCAGAUGUUAUACACGUGAGGAAGAUUCUAGGACAUGAUAGAAAAAAACAAAGAAUCUUGAUUAGUCUGCACUUUAAUCGGAAAAAUGUUUAGCGCCUCCUCAUUUAAACUCCCUGGUCUCCCAUGUUUACGCCCAUAAAUCAAGAGUGCGUGUGAGCCUUAACAUAUAUGACAAGGACUUUUCAUAGAUGCAGAAUUGGCAUUUAAAUUCUUUUUACUGUGCCCACAGGAAGUAAAAUUGAGGCUUUCUACCAGACUUGAUGGCAUUGUGAUGGCUGCCUAGUGUGUGUAAUCAUGGUAGAUGACAAAAGUUUAGACAAAAUAUGACACCUGCUCGUAAGAAGCUUACAAGAUCCAUAUGGCUUUGGAGAUGGUCGAGAUACAAGACGAGAUAGAUCCCCAAUCCGAGGAAGUCCAAGGAGAGAGCCCAGGGAUGGCAGAAAUGGCCGGGAUGCCCGUGAUAGCAGAGCCAUGCGAGACCCCCGAGACUUGCGGGACCACAGAGAUACCAGAGACAUUCGGGAUCACAGAGACAGCCGAAGUAUGCGUGAUGCUCGGGACAUGAGAGACCUUAGAGACUUUCGUGAUCUAAGAGACUCUAGGGAUUUUCGAGAUCACCGGGACCCCAUGUACGACAGAUACAGAGAUAUGAGAGACUCCCGAGAGCCCAUGUACAGGAGAGAGAGCUCUUAUGACCGAUACCUGCGAAUGGACGACUAUUGCCGGAGGAAGGACGACGCUUACUUUGACCGCUACAGAGAGAGCUUUGAUGGACGAGGCCCUCCGGGCCCAGAAAGUCAGUCUCGUGCAAAAGAGCGUUUGAAACGUGAGGAAAGGCGUAGAGAAGAACUUUAUCGUCAAUAUUUUGAGGAAAUCCAGAGACGUUUCGAUGCCGAGAGGCCUGUUGAUUGUUCUGUGAUUGUGGUCAACAAGCAGACUAAAGAUUAUGCUGAAUCUGUGGGCCGGAAGGUACGAGACCUGGGCAUGGUAGUGGACUUGAUCUUCCUCAACACAGAGGUGUCACUGUCCCAAGCCUUGGAGGAUGUUAGCAGGGGUGGGUCUCCUUUUGCGAUCGUCAUCACCCAGCAACACCAGAUUCACCGCUCCUGCACAGUCAACAUCAUGUUUGGAACCCCUCAAGAGCAUCGCAACAUGCCCCAGGCAGACGCCAUGGUGCUGGUGGCCAGAAAUUAUGAGCGCUACAAGAACGAGUGUCGGGAGAAGGAACGUGAGGAGAUUGCCAGACAGGCAGCCAAGAUGGCCGAUGAGGCCAUUCUGCAAGAAAGGGAGCGCGGGGGUCCCGAGGAAGGAGUGCGCGGGGGGCACCCUCCGGCCAUCCAAAGCCUCCUCAACCUGCUGGCAGAUAAUCGGUACCUCACUGCGGAGGAGACCGACAAGAUCAUCAACUACCUGCGAGAGCGGAAGGAGCGCCUUAUGAGGAGCAGCACCGACUCUCUGCCUGGCCCGAUUUCCCGCCAACCACUCGGGGCGACCUCGGGUCCCUCGCUGAAGACACAGCCAAGCUCCCAACCGCUCCAGAGCGGCCAAGUGCUCCCCUCUGCUACACCCAGUCCAGCUGUACCCCCCACCUCCCAGCAGGAGCUUCAGGCCAAAAUCCUCAGCCUCUUCAAUAGUGGCACGGUUGUGGCCAAUAGCGGCUCUGCAUCCCCCUCAGUCGUUGCCGGAAACACCCAGAACCAGAAUUUUUCCACAGGAGUGAACAGCCAGCCUCAGCAAAGAUCACAGGCCUCUGGCAAUCAGCCUCCAAACAUUUUGGGACAGGCAGGAUCUGCUCGGAACAUGGGCCCCAGGCCUGGGGCUCCUUCCCAAGGGCUCUUUGGCCAACCUUCCAGUCGCCUGGCACCUGCCAGCAACAUGGCUAGCCAGAGGCCCGUGUCUUCCACAGGUAUCAACUUUGACAAUCCAAGUGUACAGAAGGCUCUGGACACUCUGAUCCAGAGUGGCCCUGCUCUCUCCCACCUGGUUAGCCAAACCACAGCACAGGUGGGGCGACCCCCGGCCCCGAUGGGAUCUUACCAGAGGCAUUACUGAGGCUCAAUCUCUCAACUACCCCCAGUCCCUUCAUCCCCUGGCCUCCCACCUACUGCGUUCAAAUAGAGUUAUUUGGAGGAUGUUUUCUGCGCCUCUCCAGGUCUACAUCGAAUGUUUCUACCACCUGCUCUCACUUCUGCCCGAGGCUGUGUUGCUUAUUCCUUCCAGAGUCAGAGUUUAUACUGUAUUUGGGGGUGUAUCUUUUUUUGUUGUUUUUGUUUUUUGUUUUGUAGAAAAUAAAUAUUGGGGUCACUUGGGCAGUAUAGGUGUCUGGGCUCAGUUUAUAUGUCAUGGGUUUCUCUGGUCUCUCUGUCCACUGAUUCGAAGGUUGCGGUGGGGGGGAGGUGGCAGGAGGAAGCCGAGCCCGAUCGGCUGAGAUCGGAAUGGCGCUUUCAUGUCAUUCGCCACCGCCUUUGUUCAUUUUGAAUCUGCCAGGGUUUAACAGCUUUGCGCAGGCCGACCAGAUCUCAAGCUCCUGUCUGCAGCUCCUGCCUAAGGUUGCAGAGGACCAGCCUGGGCUUGGCCAGCACAGCACUGUCCUUGUGCCCCCAUCCCAUGUGUGUGGGGUCUGCUUGAGGACUCACUGACCAGCUGCCCUGGAGUUGCUGAGAAGUGUCCGUGGCAGCCACAGAAGCAGGCGCUUUUCUACAUCAUCCGGGGUUGUGGGUUUAGAGUUUUCUUUUUGUUUUCUUUUUGUUUUUUUUUCUUUUUUUUUCUUCACUUCAUUGGAGGCUCUCCAGUGAGCUGAACAACUCCCAUCACCAGCAGUUCAACAAGAACUGUGAAUCUGGACCCUGACCACUCUCACCCCCUUUAACAUUUCUGUCAGCCUCUCCCUCUCCAGUGCUAGUUUCAUGGAGGUUCUGAGAAGGCAGCUCUAGACUCUGGCAGGGAACACCCUUUUUUUCUCCCCCCAGUGAUUGUUUUGAGCUUUUGGCUCAGAAAUCAGGUUCUUAUUUUCAUCUGGAUUCUUGUUCUGUUUUCUGAGCAGCAGGAAGUAGGGACCAUUUUGAUGUCAGACUUUUGGUAGCUGGACAUGUCCUUAACACAGGUGGCUGUUCCUAACUUUUGAGCCAGAGUGAAACUAUUAGGAGGGAGAACUUCUGGCUGCUGCUCUAACUGGAGCCCAAGCAAGCUGCCCUCUCCCUAGGGAUGGUGCUCAUUAGAGCCCUGUGGAUCACAGCCUCAAGGGGCCCCUGGCGGGGUGAGGGAGAGCAGUGACUUCAGCUGAGUCCCUGCCAGUGGCUGAGUAAACAAAUGAUUUCAAAAAUUCAAGGUCCCCAGGUGGCAGCGUUUUAUGUUCUGACAUGUUUGUGUUAUAGAGUGUUUUUUUUCCUCUUUGGAAUUCUGUGUUGUUAAUAAGAUGAGAUGAUUACUUUUUAAUUAAAAUGAAAAAGUAAAA
Mustela erminea (ermine) is the source of this 6790-nucleotide messenger RNA. RefSeq names its product nuclear receptor coactivator 5 (gene NCOA5). The transcript is spliced from 7 exons. The coding region runs from base 3808 to 5388 and encodes 526 amino acids. The record is from RefSeq and is a predicted model, not a curated record. Lineage: Eukaryota; Metazoa; Chordata; Mammalia; Carnivora; Mustelidae. Gene Ontology annotation, cellular component: nucleoplasm. Gene Ontology annotation, biological process: regulation of signal transduction.